AUGGCCAAACAGGUCCUAACCCGUCCGUGUACAGUACAUAUGGACAAUAGCGACAAUCUCCGUACACGCGGUUGCAAACAUGGUGCAAGAGCGUUAAAGCCUUUCCAGUUAAUCCGGCCGAUUUCCGCGACGCCUAAGCAGCGCGUCUUCUCCAAAGCUACCAUUGGAUCCUUGGAUUUUGCCACCGACAAGCGGAAAGAGACUGUUAUCGCAAAUAUAGAAAGGCAGGGACAGCUAGAUGAAAGUACUGUUGUACCCUUGGUCUACAUAGCCGACGCAUGCCGCCCGGCAGCUGGGACAUGUGACUCUCACCAACUGCGUCUCCUGAGCUUGGCUUUCAUAUGUCCGUUUCACAUACUCUUCAAGGCAAGCCCGAUGGAAGACGUGCCCGCAGAGAACUGCCACCAGGCUAUUUACAUGGCUUUCAAGGCAGAAUACGCAGGUGAACGGACGAGACCCAAGUCGGGUCAAUGA
Aspergillus niger is the source of this 474-nucleotide messenger RNA. RefSeq lists its product as uncharacterized. The transcript has 4 exons. NCBI's taxonomy places the organism in Eukaryota, Fungi, Ascomycota, Eurotiomycetes, Eurotiales, Aspergillaceae. Bases 1 to 474 code for a protein of 157 amino acids. The record is from RefSeq and is a predicted model, not a curated record.